Molecule: messenger RNA, 963 nt
Organism: Entrophospora candida
Lineage: Eukaryota; Fungi; Glomeromycota; Glomeromycetes; Entrophosporales; Entrophosporaceae
Source: the annotation of a GenBank genome assembly
AUGGAUUAUUCAAUGUAUUCUACUGAUUCAUUACCAUCUCUACCUUUACCACCAAAUACAUUCACCUCUACUUCUACUUUAAACAGAUAUCCACAUCAUCAUCAAAAUUAUAAUCAUUAUCAAUAUAAUCAAUAUAAUCAAAGUAGUCAGCAACAAAAACAAAAGAUCAAUCAUGUGAUCUUCUCUUCAACCACUACAAAUAAUAAAAUAUCAAAAAAAUCUUCUAAUCUUUCAAAGAUAUUAAGUAAUGAUGAUGACGAUUAUGGUAAAGAUAGACGACAACCGUUUCACAAGAUCAACACCAAAAGGUUUAAAUGUGAUGAAGAUUUUGAAAGAAUUGAUGAUGAUGAUGUUCUUAGAGAUACUAAUGGUAAUCUAUGUUGUCAGGAUAGUGGAGUCACAUACAUGUCAUCGAUAGAUAUCAAUAAUAAUAACAACAGUACGGAAAGCUCACCAUCAAAAAGUUCUCCGAUUACGUUAAACGAUAGUAGUAAUGACGACACUCAAAAUAACAGCACAUUUACUGAACAAUUACCUCAACAACAAAUCUUACGUCAAAAUAAAGGUUUGAGACAUUUUAGUAAACAAGUAUGUGAUAAAGUAGAAUUGAAAGGUGUUACCACUUAUAACGAGGUUGCUGAUGAACUUGCAGAAGAUUUUGCUGCUCAAAUGCAAGAUAUUGUAGAUCAAAAGAAUAUAAGACGUCGUGUAUAUGAUGCAUUGAAUGUAUUAAUGGCAAUGGACAUUAUAGCUAAAGAUAAGAAAGAAAUUAGUAAUAACAAUAGUAGUAACAAUAAUAACAAUAAUGACAUCAACGAUAUUAAUGUUAAUUCAGCUUUAUUACCUGUGACGACUGAUGCUGAAAUUGAAAGACAAAAAUUUGAGCUUCAAGAUGGUGGAUUUGGCAAUCCUGGCGGUGUUUGUGGAAUUAAUAAUAACAAUAACAAUUAUUGUGGACAUUAA